Molecule: messenger RNA, 1284 nt
Organism: Beta vulgaris subsp. vulgaris (sugar beet)
Lineage: Eukaryota; Viridiplantae; Streptophyta; Magnoliopsida; Caryophyllales; Amaranthaceae
Product: phosphatidylcholine:diacylglycerol cholinephosphotransferase 1
Exons: 3
Coding region: 401-1258 (285 amino acids)
Molecular function (GO): diacylglycerol cholinephosphotransferase activity
Source: RefSeq, a predicted model, not a curated record
AGCAUCCACCUGUGUCUGAUGUCUAGUAUAGUCACAUAUGGACUUUUCAAUUACCACGAUAACCCCACCCCAGUCUUUCCUUUCUACUACUACUAUAAUCUAACCCCCAAAACAUCAUCUAUCCAUCUAUUUACAAAUCUGACUUCCAUUUCCACAUUUCGUGUUCACAUUUUCUGGUGCAUAUCUUUCAGAUCUAAUUUCUUUCGUCACUUCUUCAAAUCGUCCCCACACCACAAACCCAUUCAACAAUAAAAACUCACACACAUUCCACACAACAAAUUAUUCACUAUACGACUAACAUCAUCAAUUCCUUUCUUUUCCUUGGAAAUCUCCGCCCAUUCCCAUACAUACCCAUUCCCUUUAUAUAUACCCCCCAUUACCCCCAUUUAAUCCACAAUGUAUGUCUCCAACUAUAUUUCAAUCUCUAUUAACACCGUCAAAUUCAAUGGACGGUGAUUCUCCUCUUCGUUACCGGAAACCCAAUUUCUAUAAUUCUUCUAACGGAAACGGUUACUGUUACGGUUACGAUUACGAUUACGGUUACGAAACAAUGAACAUGAAGGGAAAGAAAUUGGGAUUAAAAGGAUUGAUAGAAACAGCGUCGUUUAUGAAAUGGGGAUUUGAUGAUGUAGUAGGAGUGGUGGUUAAUCAUCCAUUACCUUGUUUUUUUAUGGUGGCGUUGUUGUUUUUUAUGGGUGUUGAGUAUACUUUACGUAUGAUUCCUAGUGAUUCUCCGCCAUUGGAUGUUGGAUUUCUUGCUACACGGUGGCUUAAUCGUGUGUUUUCAUCUAGUCCUUAUUUCAACACCUUAUGCGCCGCUCUUAACACGGUGUUCGUGGGGAUGCAAACAGCAUACAUAUUGUGGGUUUUCCUGGUGGAAGGAAGAAUGAGACCUGGCCUUGCUGCCUUGUUUAUGUUCACUUGUAGAGGAAUUCUUGGUUACUCCACUCAGUUACCUUUGCCUCAGGAUUUCGUGGGUUCGGGAGCGGACUUCCCCGUGGGAAAUGUGUCAUUCUUCUUGUUCUAUUCCGGCCAUGUGGCUAGUGCGGUGAUUGGGUCUUUAGACAUGAGACGCAUGCAAAGAAGGGAGUUCGCAUGGACAUUUGAUUUUCUGAAUGUGUUGCAAAUGGUUAGGUUGCUUGGAACAAGAGGUCACUACACAAUUGAUCUAGCCGUUGGUAUUGGAGCUGGUUUCUUGUUCGACUCUCUUGCUGGCAAGUAUGAGGAGAGCAGGAAAAUCUACUCUCCAUUAAGGUAGAUGUUAAAAAAAAGGAGGAGGGGGGG